Molecule: messenger RNA, 8103 nt
Organism: Cebus imitator (Panamanian white-faced capuchin)
Lineage: Eukaryota; Metazoa; Chordata; Mammalia; Primates; Cebidae
Gene: SYCP2
Product: synaptonemal complex protein 2
Exons: 42
Coding region: 2647-7353 (1568 amino acids)
Source: RefSeq, a predicted model, not a curated record
CACUCCAGCCUGGGCAACAGGAACAAAACUCUGUCUUAAAAAGAAAUUCCAUGCUCGUGGAUUGAGAAAAUCAGUAACUCAUUUUAAGUUCUGGGGUACAUGUGCAGGAUGCACAGGUUUGUUACAUAGGAGAAUAUGUGUGUGCCAUGGUAGUUUGCUGCAUCUAUCAACCUGUAAAUAUUAAACUCAACAUGCAUUAGCUGUUUUUCCUGAUACACUGCCCCCUGCCAUCCCACCAGGCUCCAGUGUGUUCCCCUCCCUGUAUGCAUGUGUUCUCAUUGAAUAAGAGUUUAAAAUUUUAAGGUUGUCCAACUUACCAGUCUUCUUUUAUGGUUAGAGCUUUUUAUAAUCUGUUUAAUGGAUCCCUGCUUAUUGCAUGGUCCUGAUGUUCUAACGUAUUAUGUUCCAAAAACUUAAUUAUUUUGCUUUCACAUGUCAAUUUCAUUCCACCUGGAAAUGGUGUUUGCAUAUAGUAUGAGAUGGUUAGUAUGAAGUAGUAAGGUUUUGUUGUAUUUUUUAUGAACAUCCGGUUGAACAGUAUAAAUUAAUUGAAAAGAUUAUCUUAUCCUUUCCUUACUGCUUUGUGUUCUACCUUUAUCAUAAAUCAAGUCAUACGUAUAGUCAGUUUCUGGAUUCUCUUUUGUUCCAUCUAUGUUGCGAUUUUAUGGUUAAUCCAACAAUAAUAUAGUUUUAUUAGCUUUCUUUUGGUUACUGUUUGUGUGAUAGAUAUCUUUUCUAUCUUUUUAUUUCCAACUUUGUAUAGCCCUUUAUUUAAGGUAUAUCUCUUAAAAGUCUAUUUUUGGACAGCAUGUGGUUUUUAAAAUGAUUAACCUGAUAAUCCAACUUUUUUUCUCUUUAAUUUUUGUGUUUACAUGGUAGGUGUCUAUAGAGUACAUGAGAUGUUUUGACAUAAGCAUGCAAUGUGAAAUGAGCACAUCAUGGAGAAUGGGGGUAUACAUCCCUUCAAACAUUGAUCCUUUGAGGACGAUCUGACUUUUAAUUGGAGUUGUAGGGAAGACAGAACUUUGCCUCUUCCCUUUUAGAGUUAAAUUGACAAAGAUCAACUGGAGAAAAGCUACAGAUUUCUUUAAUGCAAGUUUUACAUGACACAGGAGACCUCAUAAGAAAAUGAAUACCCCAAGAAGCAGUUAGGGUUAGUCAGUUAUGUAAUGAAUUGGACAAAGAAUAGUAAGUUGUGAAAUAAGAUAAGGCAAAGGGGUUUCGGGCUAGGAAAGUUAAUUAAUUAGGUAGAGAAAUGACUAGGAAGAUAAGGUUGAUUUGACAGUUUGGUUGUACAGAUUUUGGUGAUUUUAACUUCCCAACUUUGGGGAAAAAAAAAAACAUAUAUAUAUAUAUAUAUGGAGGACCUCUUUCACACAGGAAUUUCAUUUCCUGCUUUUAGGAAACAGAAUGAAGAUCAGAGUGGUCUUGUACCUGCUGUUUUUUGUUGAGUGCCCUUAAUUUAAAAUAGUCAAUAUGCUAGAGCAGCAUAUUGCGAGGGUGACAUAUUCUUUCUUCUUCAGAGUAUUUCAUAUAUUUUACUUUCAAUGUGUAACGUAACUUUUAAUCUACCACCUUACUUUGUGUUUUCUGUUUUUCCUACUUAUUCUGGGUCUCUGUCUGCCUCUCUGUCUCUCUGUUUCUCUCUCUGACUGAUUAAAAUGAAACAUUACAGCUUCCCUUACCCACUUAGCUUAGUAGUUAUGUAUUCAUCCACUACUUAUUUAGUGUUGCUUUGAGAAUGACCUUUGGUACUUUGUUCCAAAAAAGACAGGGCAGUAAUUACACAUAUUCUACAAAAUAGGGAUACAGAGUUUUGAGGAUGACUACAGCAAUGAUUUGUAUUUUCUUGACCAAAAUAAUGUUAAUUCCUUAGGUGUUCAUGGCAGGGAGUAUAAAUGACCUUUAUCUUCCCACUUGUCGGAAACACACUAGAUAGGAUUGUUUGAAAUGAUUUAAUCUGCUUUUGGUCGUGUUGUCAUAAGCAUGGAAUCUCUCCUUAGAACCUGGGGGAUACUUUCUGUUAGCCAUAUUGUAAUAUAUUAAUUUGUGGCAGUCAUUUGUAUUUGAACCCCAUGGUCUUUAAGGACCCACGUAACUUGGGGAAAGUGAUGUCCUUACCUUGAUUUUAGCAUUCAACUGGAAACUGGGGGUUGGUUCUUUCCUGAACACUCUCCUGGACAUAUGAAAUGUGUUUGGAUUAUCUUUUUCUCCUUUUCUUGCAUAUUUGAUCCUGUUGAUUAUUCGUAUAUCUGCACAUUCCUCCUUUCUUGAAUAUUAAUAGCCCAAAUUUCAUUUAGACAUUAAUUCAAGAGUUAUUUAUGUAUUUAUUUAUUUUUGUUCUCAGAGGUGGAACGAGUAUAGCAGGGAAUCAUUGGAAAGGGAGAUCUAGGUUUCACUGCUUUUAUUAACUAUCUUUGUGACCAUUUGGAAGGAUAUUUUACAUUUAUUUAAGUAAUCUAUAAAAAGGAAGAACUUGAAUAAAUGAUCUUCAAGCUUUUCUGUAGAAACUUUUUUGAUCCUAUUCAAAUAUGUUUUAAUAAACAUGUAAAAAAUAUUUAAUGAGGAAGUUAAACAAUAUUUAUUGCUUUUGGUAUAAAUAACAAUGCUUAUUUAUGUGUGUAAGAUUUUUAAACUGCUAAACACAUGAAACAGAUUGUGAGAUACAGAAAAUAUAUCUUUUCUUUUAUAGUGUUCAUUUUGUCCUGCUUUUUUUUUUUUUUUAAUGAAGUCAAAAUGCCAGUAAGAUCAGAUCUCCAGCAGUUGGAAAAAUACAUUGAUGAUGCUCUAAGAAAAAAUGAUUUCAGACCUUUGAAAACACUUUUACAAAUUGAUAUUUGUGAAGAUGUGAAGAUUAAAUGCAGCAAACAGUUUUUCCACAAAGUGGACAACCUUAUUUGCAGGGAACUUAAUAAAGAGGAUAUGCACAAUGUUUCAACCAUUUUGGUUUCUGUUGGAAGAUGUGGCAAAAAUAUCAGUGUAUUGGGGCAAGCUGGACUUUUAACUAUGAUAAAACAAGGACUAAUACAAAAGAUGGCUUUCUGGUUUGAAAAAUCCAAGGAGAUUAUUCAGAGUCAAGAAAAUUCAAAAGAUGAAGCUGCUCUAAAUAUGAUAGAAGACUUAGUUGAUCUUCUGCUGGUCAUACAUGACGUCAGUGAUGAAGGUAAAAAACAAGUAGUGGAAAGUUUCGUACCUCGCAUUUGUUCCCUGGUUAUUGACUCAAGAGUGAAUAUUUGUAUUCAGCAAGAGAUAAUAAAAAAAAUGAAUGCUAUGCUUGACAAAAUGCCUCAAGAUGCCCGGAAAAUACUUUCUAACCAAGAAAUGUUAAUUCUCAUGGGUAGUAUGGGAGAGAGGAUUUUAGAUGCUGGAGAUUAUGACUUACAGGUAGGCAUUGUAGAAGCUUUAUGUAGAAUGACCACAGAAAAACAAAGACAAGAACUGGCACAUCAUUGGUUUUCAAUGGAUUUUAUUGCUAAUGCAUUUAAAAGAAUUAAGGACUCUGAAUUUGAAACAGAUUGCAGGAUAUUUCUCAACCUUGUAAAUGGCAUACUUGGAGACAAAAGAAGGGUUUUUACAUUUCCUUGUUUGUCAGCAUUUCUUGAUAAAUAUGAGCUGCAAAUACCAUCAGAUGAAAAACUUGAGGAAUUUUGGAUUGAUUUUAAUCUUGGGAGUCAGACUGUCUCAUUCUACAUUGCUGGAGAUAAUGACGAUCAUCAGUGGGAAGCUGUUACUGUGCCGGAGGAAAAAGUACAAAUAUACAGCAUUGAAGUGAGAGAAUCAAAGAAGCUACUGACCAUAACUCUAAAAAAUACGGUAAAAAUUAGUAAAAGAGAAGGGAAAGAAUUGCUUUUGUAUUUUGAUGCAUCACUAGAAAUCACUAAUGUGACUCAAAAAAUUUUUGGUGCAAAUAAACUUAGGGAAUCUAUCAGAAAACAAGGUAUUUCCGUUGCCAAAACAUCAGUGCAUAUACUUUUUGAUGCAAGUGGAUCACAGAUUCUAGUGCCAGAAAGUCAGAUCUCUCCAGUCGGAGAAGAACUCGUUAGUCUAAAAGAAAAAUCUAAGUCCCCAAAGGAAUUUGCUAAAACUUCAAAAUAUAUCAAAAACAGUAACCAAGAGAAUAGAAACAACAGUCAGCUUGAGAUAAUUACUCCUAGUAAAAGAAAAAUGUCUGAAGCAUCAAUGAUUGUUUCUGGUGCAGAUAGAUACACUAUGAGAAGUCCAGUACUUUUCAUCAACACAUCAAUUCCACCACAGAGAAGAAAAAUUAAACCACCACUGCAAAUGACAAGUUCUGCAGAGAAAUCUAGUGUAUCUCAAACAUUAGAAAAUAGAGUGGAUAGUGCUGCAUCACUGAAAUCUAGACCAUCGGAAGGAAGACAUAGAAGAGAUAAUACAGACAAAGUAACUUUACUUGAAAGUAUUUUUAAAAAUUUUUUUCUAGUAAUUGUGGAAAUAUAUAUUGAGCUGACUUCUUUUGCAAACAGCAAGGUUUACUUAGAUGAACUCCAGGAUGUUAUACCUGAUUCACAGGCAGUGGAAAAAAGAGAUCAUUCUACAUUACCUGGUGUUUUAGACAACAUCUGUGGAAAUAAAAUGCACAGCAAAUGGGCAUGUUGGACACCUGUAACAAACAUUGAACUAUGUAGUAACCAAAGAGCAAGUAUUUCAUCAGGAGACACCUUUAAUCAAGAUAUUGUUAUAAAUAAAAAACCUAAACAAAAAUCAUACUCUUCAAUAUCUGAUAAUAAUUCUGAAGAAACAGCAAAAGUAAAAUAUAAGAAAGAACGAACCAACCAUAUCAAAAUAGAUAAAGCAGAAGUUGAAGAUUGCAAAAAACACAGUCAACAGCAAAAUCAUCCUAAAUAUUCAGAGCAGAAAAAUACUGAAAAUAUCAAGCAGAGUGAUUGGCCUGUUGAAUCUGAAACUACUUUUAAAUCAGUUCUCUUAAAUAAGACAAUUGAAGAAUCGCUGAUUUAUAGGAAGAAAUGCAUAUUGUCAAAAGAUGUGAAUACUGCUACUUGUGAUAAAAAUCCUUCCACUAGCAAUAAUGUGAAAAGUCAUAGAAAAGCAGAGAAAGAAUUGACUUCCGAACUUAAUUCCUGGGAUUUGAAACAAAAAAAAAUGAGAGAAAAGUCAAAAGGGAAAGAAUUUACUGAUGCAGCAGAAUCCUUGAUAAGCCAAAUAAAUAAAAAAUACAAAACAAAACAUGACAUAAAGUCUACAAGAAAAUUAAAGGAGUCUUUGACUAACAGUGGUUUUUCAAACAAACCUGUUGUUCAACUUAGUAAGGAAAAAGUUCAGAAAAAAAGCUACAGAAAACUGAAGACUACUUUUGUUAAUGUUACUUCUGAAUGCCCAUUGAAUGAUGUUUACAAUUUUAAUUUGAAUGGAGCUGAUGACCCUGUCAUAAAACUUGGAAUCCAAGAAUUUCAAGCUACAGCUAAAGAAGCCUGUGCGGAUAAGUCAGUAAGAUUGGUAGGUCUAAGGAAUCAUGAUGAACUUGAAUCUUCUGUCAAAACAAAAGAUAAAAAAAUUAUAACAAAUCAUAAAAAGAAAAAUCUGUUUAGCGAUACUGAAACAGAGUUCAGAUGUGAUGACAGCAAGACUGAUAUUAGCUGGCUAACAGAACCGAAAUCAAAACCACAGCUAAUAGACUAUAGCAGAAAUAAAAAUGUGAAGAAUCAUAAAAGUGGAAAAUCAAGAUCAUCUUUGGAAAAGGGACAACCAAGAUCUAAAAUGACACCCAGUAAAAAUAUCACCAAAAAAAUGGACAAGACAGUUCCAGAUAGAAGAAUAAGACUUCCACGAAGAGCAACAAAAGCAAAAAAAAAUUAUAAAGAUCUCUCAAAUUCAGAAUCAGAGUGUGAAGAAGAAUUGUCACAUUCAUUUAAAGAGAACUUGCUAGUAAAGGAGGAGAAUAUCCAUUCCAGAAUCAAAACUUUAAAGCUACCGAAGAAACAACAGAAAGUCUUCUGUGCAGCAACAGAAAAGGAAUUAUCAAAACAAUGGAAAAACUCAAGUCUACUAAAGGAUACUAUACAAGAUAAUUGCCUUGACUUAUCUCCUGUAUCUUUAUCUGGCAGUUCAUCAUCUAUAGAAGUAAUGAGAUGUAUAGAGAAAAUAAAAGAAAAGGAUUUUAUUCAGGAUUAUGACUGCAUAACAAAAUCGAUAUCCCCUUAUCCAAAAACUUCAUCAGUUGAAUCCUUAAAUAGUAACAGUGGAGUUGGAGGUACAAUAAAGUCACCCAAAAACAAUGAGAAAAACUUCCUGUGUACAAGGGAAAGUUGUUCACCAAUUCCAAGACCACUGUUUUCGCCCAGACAUACUCCAACUAAGAAUACUACUACUAUAAAUAGGAAAAAUAUAAGUUCUCUAGUACUUACACAAGAAACAACAAAUCAUAACAGCUAUACAGAUGCAAGCAGUUACAAUUCAGAAAAACAGUUUGUGGAAAUUGAAUCUCCAAAUAUCAGAGAAAAUCAUAUACAAAGCAAAAGAGAGGAAAGCCAUUCAGCAUCUUCAUUAUCCAAGUCUAGUGAAGGAAGAGACAAAAUGUGGUUGGAGAUGCCCUGUGAUGCUACUCAUGUAUCGGGCCCCACUCAACAUCUUAGUCGCAAACGAAUGUGCAUAGAAGAUAAUCUAAGUAAUUCCAAUGAAGUAGAAAUGGAAGAGAAAGGAGAAAGGAGAGCAAACUUGCUCCCGAAAAAACUGUGUAAAACUGAAGAUGCGGAUCAUCAUAUCCACAAAAUGCCUGAAAGUAUAACUUCAUUAUCAACAAAUGACUUUUCUAUUCCUUGGGAGACCUGGCAAAAUGAAUUUGCAGGUAUAGAGAUGACUUAUGAGACUUAUGAGAGGCUCAAUUCAGAAUUUAAGAGAAGGAAUAAUAUCCGACAUAAAAUGUUGAGUUAUUUUACUACGCAGUCCUGGAAAACAGCUCAACAACAUCUGAGAACAAUGAAUCAUCAAAGUCAGGAGUCUAGGAUUAAAAAACUUGAUAAAUUCCAAUUAAUUAUCAUAGAAGAGCUGGAGAAUUUUGAAAAAGAUUCACAGUCUUUAAAAGAUUUGGAAAAGGAAUUUGUGGACUUUUGGGAAAAGAUAUUUCAGAAGUUCAGUGCAUAUCAAAAAAGUGAACAACAGAGGCUUCAUCUUUUGCAAACUUCAUUGGCUAAAAGUGUCUUCUGUAAUACUGAUAAUGAAGAAACUAUUUUUACAUCUGAGAUGUGUUUGAUGAAAGAAGACAUGAAAGUCCUACAAGACAGGCUUCUUAGGGACAUGCUAGAAGAGGAGCUUCUUAAUGUACGCAGAGAACUCAUGUCAGUAUUCAUGGCUCAUGAAAGAAAUCUUAAUAUGUGAAAUCUAGUUUUUAUCAACAUACUUUAUCUAAUUAUUGUUUGUGUAUAACUGAGGAAAUAACAGAGUAGUUCUACAAUGAGAAAAAUGUACAUGUCACCCAGGCAACCCUUUGCAGGAACCCUCAAAUUAAAAAAAAAAAAAAAAGUAUUUUAAUGAAUAAGAAAGAACUACUAUAACGUGACUCCAAGCCCAGACUUUUGUCUACAGAAUAUUAUUUUUUAGUUUUGGAGAUAAAAGCUUUAAGAAACUUUUCGAGUUAAUUAUAUUUGUAAAAUGAGUUUCUUUACUAAAUUUGUGUAAAAUGUAUUAUUUUAUUACAUAAAAUGUGUUUUUGAAUCAAUGCAGUUUUGGGAUGAAUAUAUGUUAUUAAAAUAUGUUUAAUAGCUUAGAAUUCAAGUAAUAAAAAUUUAGCCACACUUACAAAGGGGAAGAAGUCCCUAAGUUAAAAUGUUUAACUGAGUGGUAGAUCAGAACUUUCAGCACACUGUUAGAAACAUUUAUUCAAUUACGGCUGUAACGUAUUAGGAGACACUAAAUGGCCUAAAAUAGCUACUACAUUCCUUACAUAUGUUAAUUCAAUAUAAAAGUCUUACUUCAUAAGCAGGCUGUUUGACAAAUACUUUUAAUCUACUAGUAGUCAUUGUAGUAUCUUGCUAGAUUAAUUUAUAAAAAUGAGUAUACAUUUGAUUUGCUUUUAAUGAAGUUGAAAUAAAUGCCUAUGUUACUUGAAUAAGUAUAAACAUUAUAUUC